GAGAGAAGACAAAAACGGCCGGGAGAUAUAUUAUUCAAGAUAUAAAGUAAAGAGAGUAUGACUUUGAAGUGAGAGAGUGGUACCAAUUUUUAGUGGUUUUGCGAUGCUGUUGCCUAGGCAAGGAGGCAAGGGAGCCUUGCGUUUGUUGCUCUCCGUUCUGCUCCUCGCAGCCUGGAAGACUGGGAGUGGUCAGGUCCACUACUCGGUCGCCGAGGAGGCCAAACACGGCACCUUCGUGGGCCGUAUCGCCCAGGACUUGGGGCUGGAACUGGCGGAGCUGGUGCCGCGCCUUUUCCGGGUGGCGUCCAAAGGCCACGGGGACCUUCUGGAGGUAAAUCUGCAGAAUGGCAUUUUAUUUGUGAAUUCUCGGAUCGACCGGGAGGAGCUGUGCGGGCGGAGCGCGGAGUGCAGCAUCCACCUGGAGGUGAUCGUGGACAGGCCGCUGCAGGUUUUCCAUGUGGUGGUGGAGGUGAAGGACAUUAAUGAUAACCCACCGGUUUUCAGAGCAAGAGAACAAAGGUUAUUUAUUCCUGAAUCUAGACUGGUGGAUUCACUUUUCCCGAUAGAGGGAGCUGCUGAUGAGGACAUUGGUACCAACGCUCUUCUAACUUACACCCUCAGCCCCAGCGAUUAUUUCUCUUUGGAUGUACAGGCAAGUGAUGAACUCAGUAAGUCACUUUCACUUGAAUUGAGGAAAUCUUUAGAUAGAGAAGAAACACCAGAACUUCAUUUAUUAUUGACAGCCACUGAUGGGGGCAAACCAGAGCUGGAAGGUACAGUUCAGCUGCUGAUCACAGUGCUCGACGUUAAUGAUAAUACCCCAUUGUUCGCCCAGGCUGUGUACAGAGUCCAUUUAUUAGAAAGUACAGCAAAUGGAACAUUAGUGACUACAUUAAACGCCUCUGAUGCCGAUGAAGGUGUAAAUGGAGAAAUUGUUUUUUCCUUUGGCAGUGAUGUUCCUCUAAACAUUCAAAAAAACUUCAAAAUUGAUUCCAACUCAGGAGAAAUUAGGCUAAUUGGUAGACUGGAUUAUGAGGAAACAAAAUCCUAUGAAAUUCAGGUAAAAGCAGUUGAUAAAGGAAAUCCUCCAAUGUCGAAUCACUGCAAGGUUUUAGUGAAAGUGCUGGAUGUAAAUGACAAUGCUCCACAACUGGCAAUCACACCUCUGUCUUUGCCGGUCAGAGAGGACACUCCACUCGGCACCGUCAUCGCCUUUGUCUCCGUGUCCGACCGUGACUCCGGCGUCUCUGGGCAGGUGACCUGCUCUCUGAUGCCUCAUAUCCCAUUCAAGCUGGUGUCCACCUUCAAGAACUACUAUUCGCUGGUGCUGGACAGCGCCCUGGACCGAGAGAGCGUGGCGGACUAUGCUCUAGUAGUGACCGCACGCGACGCAGGCUCGCCUUCGCUCUCCGCCACGGCCAGCGUGUCCGUGGAAGUGGCGGACGUGAACGACAACGCGCCGGCAUUCGCGCAGCCCGAGUACACGGUGUUCGAUAUGCAGUUUGGAUCAAGGCAAGAACGACACAGUAUUUGGAAAAGGCUUGCAAGGGUGUUUUCACGGAGAGAAGAAGGUCCAGGAGCCCGGCGAUUACUGUUUUCGCUUCUGCUCCUCUCAGUCUGGGAGACCGGGAGCGGCCAGGUUCAUUACUCAGUCCUGGAGGAGGCCAAACACGGCACCUUCGUGGGCCGCAUCGCCCAGGAUUUGGGGCUGGAGCUGGCGGAGCUGGUGCCACGCCUGUUCCGGGUGGCGUCCAAAGGCCACGGGGAUCUUCUGGAGGUAAAUCUGCAGAAUGGCAUUUUGUUUGUGAAUUCUCGGAUCGACCGGGAGGAGCUGUGCGGGCGGAGCGCGGACGCGGAGUGCAGCAUCCACCUGGAGGUGAUCGUGGACAGGCCGCUGCAGGUUUUCCAUGUGGAGGUAGAGGUGAAGGACAUUAACGACAACCAGCCAGUUUUCCCGGUGGCAGUAAAAAAAUUAUUUAUUUACGAAUCCCGGCCGCCUGGUUCUCGGAUUCCGCUAGAGGGCGCGUCAGAUGCAGAUAUUGGAGCCAAUUCUCUGUUGACCUACAGUCUUAACUCUAACGAUUAUUUUACCUUGGAUAUUAAAAGAAAUGAUGAUAAUAUUAAAUCCCUUGGACUCGUGUUGAGAAAAGUUUUAGAUCGCGAGGACACUCCUGAACAUCACUUACUAGUAACGGCAGUUGAUGGUGGGAAACCAGAGCUCACCGGAACUACUCAAGUGAAGAUCACCAUUCUAGAUGUAAACGACAACGCCCCAGAGUUUGAGAGGACUGUCUAUAGAGUCAGUUUAUUCGAAAAUGCACCAAACGGUACCCUAGCAGUGAUUGUUAACGCCUCUGAUUUGGAUGAAGGAGUAAAUAAGGACAUUGUAUAUUCUUUCAAUACAGACAUGUCAGCAGAUACUCUUUUGAAAUUCCACUUAGACCCAGUUAGUGGAUACAUCAGUGUAAAAGGUAAUAUAGAUUUCGAGGAAACUAAGUUAUAUGAAAUCCAGGUAGACGCGACAGAUAAAGGAACUCCCCCAAUGACAGGUCACUGCACGGUUCUGGUGGAAAUUUUGGACACCAAUGAUAAUGUACCUGAGUUGGUUAUCAAAUCACUAUCAUUACCUGUAUUAGAAGAUGCUCCCCUCGGCACGGUCAUUGCCCUAAUCAGUGUGUCUGACCGCGACUCUGGUGCCAACGGGCAGGUGACCUGCACCCUGUCACCCCGCGUUCCCUUCAAGCUGGUGUCCACCUUCAAAAACUACUAUUCGCUGGUCAUUGGGAAAUCUUUAGACAGGGAAGAAGCUCCGGAGAUUUUUUUAGUGCUCACUGCCACUGAUGGCGGCAAACCUGAGCUAACUGGCACCGUUCAGUUACUCAUCAAAGUGCUGGACGCCAAUGACAACGCCCCAGCUUUCGACAGAACACUCUAUGCCGUGAAAUUACCAGAAAAUGUUCCUAAUGGAACGUCGGUAAUGAAACUUAACGCCUCAGAUUUAGAUGAAGGCUCGAAUGCGGACAUUAUUUAUUCAUUCUCAACUGAUAUUUUACCAAAUGUGGAAUCCAAGUUUCACAUAGAUCCACUUACUGGAGAAAUUAUGGUAAAGGGAUAUAUCGAUUUUGAAGAAAGCAAAUCCUAUGAAAUUCUUGUGGAGGGUAUUGAUAAAGGACAACCCCCACUCUCUGGCCAUUGUACAGUUAUGGUGGAAGUUGAGGACACCAAUGAUAAUGUCCCAGUAAUGGAAUUCAAGUCUUUGUCGCUCCCAAUCAGAGAAGACGCUCCAUUAGGCACGGUCAUCGCCCUCAUCAGUGUGUAUGACCUCGACUCUGGUGCCAACGGGCAGGUGACCUGCACCCUGUCACCCCGCGUUCCCUUCAAGCUGGUGUCCACCUUCAAAAACUACUAUUCGCUGACAUUUGAAAAUUGCAACGAAUUUGCGAUGGUAUAUUCCCAGAGAAGAAGUCCAGGUUCCCGGCGCCUGCUGCUCUCGCUUCUGCUCCUCGCAGUCUGGGAAGCUGGGAGCGGCCAGGUCCACUACUCGGUCCCGGAGGAGGUCAAACACGGCACCUUCGUGGGCCGCAUCGCCCAAGACCUGGGGCUGGAGCAGGCGGAGCUGGUGCCGCGCCUUUUCCGAGUGGCGUCCAAAGGUCAUAGAGACCUUCUGGAGGUAAAUCUGCAGAAUGGCAUUUUGUUUGUGAAUUCUCGGAUCGACCGGGAGGAGCUGUGCGGGCGGAGUCUGGAGUGCAGCAUCCACCUGGAGGUGAUCGUGGACAGGCCGCUGCAGGUUUUCCAUGUAGAGGUGGAGGUGAAGGACAUUAACGACAACCCGCCAAGGUUUUUCCGACAGGAACAAAGAUUAUUUAUUUUAGAGUCAAGAAUAGUGGAUUCCCGGUUUCCGCUAGAGGGCGCAUCUGAUAUGGAUGUCGGAGCAAACGCAGAAUUGAGAUACAAAUUAAAUCCUAAUGAAUAUUUUGAUUUGGAUGUUAAAGCAAAUGACGAAGAAACAAACAUUUUAGAGCUGGUCUUAAAGAAAGCAGUAGAUCGAGAAGAAAUCCAGGAACAUCUUUUAUUACUGACUGCAAUUGAUGGAGGAAAACCUGAACUAACAGGUACAGUUCAAUUAUUGAUCAACGUAUUGGAUGCGAAUGAUAAUGCCCCCAAAUUUGAUAAAUCAGUUUAUAAUAUCAGAUUAUUAGAAAAUGCACCGAAUGGGACAUUAGUUAUUAAACUGAAUGCCUCAGAUGCAGAUGACGGCAUUAAUAAGGAAAUAGUAUACCUCUUUAGUGAUCUUGUACUUGACAAUGUCAAAUCUAAAUUUAUAAUCGAUUCGAAUAAUGGGGAAAUAACAGUUAAGGGAGAACUGGAUUACGAAGACUGUAAUUUAUAUGAAAUUAAUAUUGAUGCUGUAGAUAGAAGUCCAUUCCCAUUAACUGGACACUGCAAAGUAAUAGUAAAACUCCUAGAUGAGAAUGAUAAUACCCCAGAGAUGGUCAUAACUUCCAUAUCUCUGCCGGUCCAAGAGGACGCUUCAGUGGGGACUGUCAUCGCCCUGAUCAGUCUGUCCGACCGCGACUCUGGUCUCAAUGGGCAGGUGACCUGCACCCUGUCACCCCGCGUUCCCUUCAAGCUGGUGUCCACCUUCAAGAAUUACUAUUCGCUGGUGCUGGACAGCGCCCUGGACCGAGAGAGCGUGGCGGACUAUGCUCUGGUGGUGACCGCACGCGACGCAGGCUCGCCUUCGCUCUCCGCCACGGCCAGCAUGUCUGUGGAAGUGGCGGACGUGAACGACAACGCGCCGGCAUUCGCGCAGCCCGAGUACACGGUGUUCGUGAAGGAGAACAACCCGCCCGGCUGCCACAUCUUCACGGUGUCUGCGCGGGACGCCGACGCGCAGGAGAACGCGCUGGUGUCCUACUCGCUGGUGGAGCGGCGCGUGGGCGAGCGUGCGCUGUCGAGCUACGUGUCGGUGCACGCGGAGAGCGGCAAGGUGUACGCGCUGCACCGCAUGAUGUCGCUGUCUACCAUGAAGUCAAUCUAG
Messenger RNA from Leptonychotes weddellii (Weddell seal), 5041 nucleotides. The record is from RefSeq and is a predicted model, not a curated record. NCBI's taxonomy places the organism in Eukaryota, Metazoa, Chordata, Mammalia, Carnivora, Phocidae.